This is a messenger RNA of Hemibagrus wyckioides, 1253 nucleotides long. RefSeq names its product radial spoke head 3 (gene rsph3). The transcript is spliced from 8 exons. The coding region runs from base 130 to 1125 and encodes 331 amino acids. The record is from RefSeq and is a predicted model, not a curated record. Gene Ontology annotation, cellular component: cilium. Lineage: Eukaryota; Metazoa; Chordata; Actinopteri; Siluriformes; Bagridae.
AUAGUUACUGUUGCUAUGGUAACUUUCACGAACAGUUACAGACUAGCCUGCGUGUUAGCAAGCGGCGGCUUCUCCGUUUUAUCUUCUCCUUUACACUAGCUAAUACAGUACCAUCUUAUAUUUAUUAAAAUGUCUUCGGUGUUACAGACUACAAACGGGCCUUCGAAUGGAUAUUACACAUUUUCGAGCCGUCCACAUGCCGUUCCUAACCGCCUCAGAUACACGGAUCCUGCGAUGGUGGAAAAUGAUGGACGACCAAUUUAUGGAAACAUUAUGUAUGAUCGACGUGUCGUUCGAGGAAAUACCUAUGCACAACACAUCCUGCCGGCUACGGCUCAGCCCGACCCAGUCGAGAUCCAACGGCAGCAAGAAGCGAUGCGACGAGCCGCAGCAAGAAAGGUCUCAAAAGAUAAGUUUCACACGAGAAGUUCAGACGCACUCAUGGACAGAAAGCAUGUGGAUGUUCAGACAGAAUUAUACUUGGAGGAGCUGAUUGAUCAUAUUGAGGAUGCCAGUGUGGAAUGCCAGACAGAUGCGUUUCUGGACAAGCCAGCAACACCGCUCUUUAUUCCUGCCAAAUCUGGCAAGGAUGCUGCGACACAGAUAGAAGACGGAGAGCUAUUUGACUUCGAUCUGGAGGUUGAGCCAGUGUUGCAGGUGUUGAUAGGAAAGACCAUGGAGCAGGCUUUGCUGGAGGUACUGGAGGAGGAAGAGCUGGCUGGGUUGAGGGCUCAACAGCGUGCAUUCCAAGAGUUGCGUAAUGCUGAGUUGGUAGAAGUUCAGAGGCUGGAGGAACAGGAGAGGCGCCACAGGGAGGAGAAGGCCCGGAGGAUUAAACAGCAAAGGUUGAUACUGAAGAAGGAAAUAGAAACAGCUGAGAAAAUCGCUGCGAGAACAUUCACUCAGCAUUAUCUGGCUGACCUGCUUCCCUCAGUCUAUUCCAAACUGAGAGACCAUGGGUAUUUCUAUGACCCAGUGCACAGAGAUAUAGAGACUGGAUUCCUUCCCUGGCUGAUGGCAGAAGUUAACAAUACUUUGGAAAAGCAAGAGGUUGCACGAACAGUGCUUGACAUGCUCAUCCAAGAUGUGACCGACCACAGACAGGAAGUCUUCAACUAUAAAUGAUGAUUUUCCAUCUCUAGAAAAAUCUCAGUAAAUCUCUAAGAAAUGGUAAAAAUAAAAAAAAUAAAAAAGAUAUCAUUAUAUAAACACAGUAUGUGUAAACACUUUAAUAAAAUACAUUUAUGAUACAA